GUUGGCAGGCUUUUUGGCAUCUACAAGAUGUUUAAAUAAGUUGGCAUCAAUCUCAAUUUGCAGCUCAUUCUGUUCUGAGUGAUUGACAAGGGUAAAUUAUCUUAUUAAGCGAAGUUCAGUAGCUGAAGUUCUUCGACGUUCAUUCAGCUCAGCUUCACAUUCCAAAAUGCCGAUCCAGAAAAUUCACGCCAGACAGAUCUUCGACUCCCGUGGCAACCCCACGGUUGAGGUGGACCUGGUGACAGAGUUGGGGCUGUUCAGAGCUGCUGUACCUUCCGGUGCCUCCACGGGUAUCUACGAGGCUCUGGAGAUGAGAGACAAUGACAAGGGUAGCUACCAUGGCAAGGGAGUUCUCAAGGCAGUGGCCAACAUCAAUGAGCAGAUCGCUCCAGCUCUCCUCAAGGCCGGCCUUGAAGUGACCCAGCAGAAGGAGAUUGACCAGUUCAUGUUGAAGCUGGACGGAACAGAGAACAAGAGCAAGUUCGGAGCCAACGCCAUCCUGGGAGUGUCUCUGGCCGUGUGCAAGGCUGGGGCUGCCAAGAAGGGGAUCCCUCUGUACAAGUACAUUGCUGAGCUUGCUGGUAACAGCAACAUUGUUCUGCCUGUCCCAGCAUUCAACGUCAUCAAUGGCGGCUCUCACGCUGGCAACAAGCUGGCCAUGCAGGAGUUCAUGAUCCUCCCUACAGGAGCAACUUCCUUCACCGAGGCCAUGAAGAUGGGCUCCGAGGUGUACCAUCACCUCAAGAAGGUGAUCCACACCAAGUUCGGUCUGGACGCGACAGCCGUGGGAGACGAGGGAGGUUUCGCACCUAACAUCCUGGACAACCACGAGGGUCUGGCUUUGAUCCAGGAGGCCAUUGAGAAGGCCGGCUACAAGGGCAAGAUUGACAUCGGUAUGGACGUCGCUGCAUCAGAGUUCUACAAGGAUGGCAAGUACGAUCUGGACUUCAAGAACCCCAGCUCUGACAAGAGCAAGUGGAUUGACGCCGCAGAGCUGACUGGGAUCUACCAGGGAUUCAUCAAGGACUUCCCCAUCGUCAGUAUUGAGGACCCCUUUGACCAGGACCACUGGGAAGCCUGGAGCAACAUCACAGCCCAGACCAACAUCCAGAUUGUCGGUGACGACUUGACAGUGACCAACCCCAAACGUAUCCAGACGGCCAUUGAGAAGAAGGCCUGCAACUGUCUGCUACUCAAGGUCAAUCAGAUCGGCUCUGUCACCGAGAGUAUCGAGGCUCACCUAUUGGCCAAGAAGAACGGCUGGGGCACCAUGGUGUCACACAGGUCUGGCGAGACUGAGGACUCCUUCAUCGCUGACCUGGUCGUCGGGCUCAGCACUGGACAGAUCAAGACCGGAGCUCCGUGCCGUUCUGAGCGUCUGGCCAAGUACAACCAGAUCCUUCGUAUCGAGGAGGAGCUCGGUGCCGCAGCUAAGUACGCUGGCAAGAACUACCGCCAGCCUUCGUAGACGACUCACAACUGAGCACAACUCAUACGCAACCGUAUGAAUCCACUGCCAGCGUGGUAUAUUAUCUUUUUUUUAUUUGCACAGGGUCGUCAAAUAACUGAACAAUUAUUUUUUAUCAGCUACAUAAGUUUAAAAUUUUUGUUUAAAGAAAGACAAUAACUUUAGAGACUUCAAACCGACAGCUUUGUUUAAUCUAAGUCCUAGUUACUCGUAUGAUUUCGUGAAAAAAAUGUAUUAGAUGUAUAUCUUGAAGUUGUAUGUAUGUUGAAUCGUGUGAAUAAAGUUUUGAAUGUUGUUAAA
Macrosteles quadrilineatus (aster leafhopper) is the source of this 1768-nucleotide messenger RNA. It is a transcript of the gene Eno, whose product is annotated as enolase. The record is from RefSeq and is a predicted model, not a curated record. Bases 167 to 1468 code for a protein of 433 amino acids. Gene Ontology annotation, biological process: glycolytic process. Gene Ontology annotation, molecular function: magnesium ion binding; phosphopyruvate hydratase activity. The transcript has 9 exons. NCBI's taxonomy places the organism in Eukaryota, Metazoa, Arthropoda, Insecta, Hemiptera, Cicadellidae. Gene Ontology annotation, cellular component: phosphopyruvate hydratase complex.